Messenger RNA from Mizuhopecten yessoensis (Yesso scallop), 3901 nucleotides. Its product is annotated as papilin-like. The transcript is spliced from 7 exons. Gene Ontology annotation, molecular function: serine-type endopeptidase inhibitor activity. The record is from RefSeq and is a predicted model, not a curated record. Bases 269 to 1246 code for a protein of 325 amino acids. NCBI's taxonomy places the organism in Eukaryota, Metazoa, Mollusca, Bivalvia, Pectinida, Pectinidae.
AGCAUAUGUGUAAAAAUUACCUUUAUGUAAAAGUUUUAAUACCGGAUUAGUUACUGUUCCGUCUUUCUUGCACGACUACAAGGUAUUGCCGAAUCGCGGUUGAUAUCAUUUAUAAUAUCCUUCGCUACUGUCAAUAAUAGAAAUAUUUGUGGUUUGUUUGUGGUAAGCACUACUCGAAUACACUACAUAAGCACGCUAAGCUCGGAAAUAGAAGCAGUCGCCGAUUUCGUCACCGGUACACCUUAUCGCGGCACAUAUACAGGAGAAAAUGACCAUGCAAAGAAAAGUUGAAGAAACCUGCACCCAGCUAGAAGAAACAGGACCUUGUCUGGCGUAUUUCAGAAAGUUUACAUAUGAUGCGGCGAAAAAGACAUGCAGAGAGUUCAUUUAUGGUGGCUGUGGUGGGAAUUCUAAUCGCUUUGACUCUUUGGAGGAUUGCCAAGCCAAAUGCCAGAGCAAUAGACUCGAUGCCGGAUCUCGGCCACUUCUCGCUGACCAUAUUGAUACGCAAGGCGAAGUAAAGAAUGAUAUCUGCAACUUAUCCAAAGAAACUGGACCAUGUCGGGGAUUAUUUAGCAGAUUCGCCUAUAAUGACGUUACACAAAGUUGUGAAGAAUUUGUCUAUGGAGGCUGUGGAGGAAAUGCCAAUCGCUUUGACACCAUGGUGGACUGUGAAACACAGUGCUUUCCAAAUUAUGAAGAUGAUAUCUGUAACUUACCCAAAGAAACUGGGCCAUGUCGGGGAUUAUUCAGCAGAUUCGCCUAUAAUGACGUUACACAAAGUUGUGAAGAAUUUGUCUAUGGAGGCUGUGGAGGAAAUGCCAAUCGCUUUGACACCAUGGUGGACUGUGAAACACAGUGCCUUCCCAAUGAUGAAGAGGAUGGAUGUGGUUUGCCACUGGUCACAGGACCUUGCCGGGGAGCUAUCCAGAAAUAUGGAUAUGACACAGUUAGUAAGGCAUGCAAGGAGUUCAUGUAUGGCGGCUGCAGGGGUAACGGAAAUCGAUUUGAUUCGAUGGAACUGUGCGAGAACCGAUGCGAACCGACGCAAAGUUGUGAUAUGGUGUCCUGCAUCAUUCCUAUCAUCGUUGUUGUCGCCAUAUUCGGUGUCGCUAUAAUCAUAGCCGUCGUCUUGAUCCAGAAACGACGACGCAGUUCCAAUACAAAGUAUGGCCCAACUGCUGCAAGCGAACCGGGAGAUGCAAGCGAAUUAAAGAAGGUGUCACUCGAUGCCGAAAAUGUAUAAAUCUGAACACUCUGUCACGAUGUCACGUGGCUAAAAAGUAAGACAAUGGAAAUAAAUCAGCGCUGAAUCCUUGUGUUUUUGCCUAAGAUAUUUUAAUCACAUUGCAAAAGAUUUUUUUUUAACUCGAACGGAAAAAAUGUUGAAUAUCAAAUUAUUAUGUUUUCUGAUUUUAAUACAGAGAUCAGGGUCUAUUUAUGAAAUCGUUCUCAUGUGUGUUCAAGACUAUUUUUUUGUUUUGGUUAUAAAUUAAUAAUAUAAUUUUAUUUUUGUCAAUGAUUUUGGAAAAAUUGAAAAGAUUUAAAGCCAUGUAUAUGUUUUCUUUCGAUUUUUACAUUUCAGUUUUUGAUCGUUUUACAUGACUUAAGUUAGUUUCAAGAAAGUUGGUUUGAGCACAGGUUCAAUGCGUGAGCAUGAGUACGGUUUCAUGAAUACGUUCCAGAUAUGCUGUUUAUACGCACUGUCAUUUACAGAUCUGUGUAGCUGUGUAACAAGGCAUUUGAAUAGCUAUAAAAAGGGACCUGUUUGUAUGUACUAUUUCACUAUUUCUUAUAUCAGUAGGUAACUGUUGCUAGAUCUUACCCAUGUAGGUGUCCGUCUUUUUAAUAUCAGGUAACCUUUUUUAAUCAUCAUGCUAUUAUCUGUUGAAUUUUGUUGUUAUCGUAUGUUCAGCACCAUAAUGCACCAAUGCACUUAUACUUUGAAGUUAUCUUUUAAAAUAAUCAAAUAUAGUCUCCUUCGCAACUUAGAGCAAAAUAAAAUAAGCAUAAUAACCAUGCUUUUGUUUGCAUCAGCACUACUCUUUCGAAUCGCACUAGGUGUUUAUGAGGUCUAAGACAAUACAUCACAUUUUGAUCUUUGUUGGUCACAUACUUUCUAUAACGUAUGCCUAAAAUUGUGGAUGAACUCCUUAUAUUUGAGGGAAUUCCCUAUUCGAACUUUAUAUUUUUGAAUUAAAUUGACAUGUUUUUGUUUAUGUGUAUUGCUUUAUUUUUAUACUUUGUUAUAAUGAUUACGAUCGUCGAUGAUUUGUAUAACGUUUAGUGUGAUUUUUCCUAAGUACCAAAUGAUGUGUGUUUUUGAAUGAUGUUCAUUUUUAUGUGUAAUUAUAUACAAUUUUUUUUUUAAUCUGCGAAUCUCUUAACUGUUAUAGCAUAAUGUGAAAGCUUGAUAGAUGAGUGUUUGAGUGUAAUUGGGAUCUUGAAAACCAUACUAGGUGCAUGUUCAACGAUAAACAUUAAUCAAAAUACAAAAGAAAAUCACUGUGACAAACCACAUGCAGUAAUCGUAUAUGUAACGAAAAUAUAGUCCCAAUCAUGUAUGUUAUUUGAAAGAAAAUAUAGAUUGCUGUUAAAUAUUUCAACCUAAUACUAAUCUAUUUUCUAUUUUUUUGUCACCUUGUAAUCGCUUUUUAUGUGUAUAUUUUGUGUUAUUAAUGAUGUACAUGUAUAAUUGAUGUAAGUACAUUGGUUACACUGCAAGUGAAUUGUUAAUUGCGAUUUUUUCCUAAGACGUAUAUUUUAUUAAUAUAAAAAUUAACAAUGGAAAUAUGAAAACUUUCUUACCGAUUAAUUUUGUGUAUACUUUCUUAAUGGGAAUAUCACUCAUUAAUUGAAAUCAAAGUAUCAAUAACUCGCCAUCGUUAACCGGAACAUAUGAAUGACAGGAAGGUAGAAACAAACCUGAAAGUCUGCCAAAUAUUUUGUUUUCGUAACGUAGUAGCUAAUUGCUUUUGUUCUCAUUUCUGUCCGAAAUUAUAGUUUUGUGCAUUUAGAGGACAAUGUAUUUAACAUUGACAGAUGACUCUGUAAACGAUUUUGGAUACUUAACUAAGGCAAAUGUCUCCCUUAUACGGCAUUAAUAGAUGUUUGUAUUGUAACUGGGGUAUGUCAAUGCAUAAGUUAAAAAGUACGUCAAGGUAUAUCUUCUCCAUUGACUCCAUCAUGAAAUAUUUCUUCUCCUUACAGAAAUGAUCCAUACACAUAUAUUCAUAAGAUGCCCCGAUGUAUUCUACAGAAUUAUAGCUGUUAGAAACGAAAGUAUUUGAAAAGAAAUAUCAAUACAAAUAAGCGAGUCUACGGGGAUCACAAUUUGGACUGUAAACUGCAAGUCGUGCAGUUAACCAAAAUGGCAAUGUUGCUCUAUGUGAAUAGUAAACAACAGCAGCGUGAGAGAUGAAUACCCUGACAAGGGAGGUAACUAUGAAAGAGAGAUAUCUAGGUGUAUGCCUUAACAAGGGAGUUUAAUAUAAGUUUGACAGAACUCUUUCUUUUUAGGCUUAAAUAAUACUGGGGAAUCUAAGGUGUAUGUUCAAUAUUAGAACCACUGUUUCAAAGACAUGUUAUGGACGACUUCAACUGAAACCAUGAUAUUGUCUCAUGCGUAAGAAUCAUUGACACGUGUAAUUAAAACGAUAUCUUCAGAAACAUGAUGAUUAUAUUUUGUGAAACUACUAUCGAAUCCGUUAUGCAGUCAAACUUCAGUGCCACAAUCCGUAUCAUAACGGAUGAAAACUUUCGAAAAAUAUUUCCUACAAGUCGGUAAUAUGCGCGAUUAUAUGACUAAUGAAUGAAGAUUUAUAUAAUAUUGCAGAAAGAAGUCCUUUAUUUUGUUGUCAUCUGACUCUAAAUGGAAUAAAUGAAUGUCGUAAUAUCAAAA